This is a messenger RNA of Paramacrobiotus metropolitanus, 3351 nucleotides long. RefSeq names its product exosome complex exonuclease RRP44-like. Gene Ontology annotation, molecular function: endonuclease activity; RNA binding; 3'-5'-RNA exonuclease activity. The coding region runs from base 225 to 3155 and encodes 976 amino acids. The record is from RefSeq and is a predicted model, not a curated record. The transcript has 19 exons. Lineage: Eukaryota; Metazoa; Tardigrada; Eutardigrada; Parachela; Macrobiotidae. Gene Ontology annotation, biological process: rRNA catabolic process. Gene Ontology annotation, cellular component: cytoplasmic exosome (RNase complex); nuclear exosome (RNase complex).
UUUCACACGUCGUAAUGACUGCGUUUGCGCUGUGACACAGUGACUUUCUUCUUUUCAGUGCAUCAGGAUUUUCGAAGAGUUUAAAAAUCCCAAGACCAUUGCAGCCCUUAACAGCACUGGGAUUCGCUCAGCGGUUGUGGUUGUGUCUGUCUCUUUUGUGUCGGUUAGAGCCGAAGCAGUUGAAGUUUGUCAGUUUGUGCUGCAACUCACCGUCAGUGCGAAGAAUGGGUCCCCGUGAGCCAGCACGCCAAGUGGUCUUUAUCCGCAAAACCAACGACGGCAAUGUCCAGCGUUUGGUCCGCGAGCGCUAUCUGCGCAGCGAUCUACCCUGUGGGAGUCCGCAGUGUCGGGUCUGUCCGCCAGCUCCCGGUCACAAAUUGCACUCGCAGCCCAAUAUCGGAGUGUCCACUCAGUUCCCGCAGGCGCAUUACACGGUGCCCACGCUGGAAGUCGUCAUGAAUCAGAUGGCCUUUCUGGAGCAUCCUGAUGUCAAAAAUAUUUUAAUUAUGUCCACUGUCGCUGAAGAAGUGGAAAGACUGAAUUUUCCCAUAUUUGAGCGAUUAAAAGCGCUUCAUACGAAUCCUUCCAAGCACGUGUUUUGCUUUGCCAAUGAAUACCACAAGGAAUGUUUCGUGGAGAGGAUAGCCAAAGAAACGAAGGAGGAGCGGGAUCAGCGCGCCGUGUGUGUCGCUGCCAAAUGGCACGGUGACCACCUCAGCCAGCAACACGCUGCCAAGUCGAGCACACCUGUUGCUGUGGUGUUGGCCAGUUCGCCGAAAGAAUUAUCGCUGGCAGCAUCCGUUGGUGCGCCGGCAGUUUUAAUAUAUGACUAUGUUGUCUCGUUGAAAGCGUCCGAGCCGCUUGUGGAUUUAUUGGCCAAACCACCUAGCACAGAUGAGGAAAAGGACAGCAUAUUUUACUACCCACCUCACCUGAAAUUAUCAGUUAUCCAGAGUGGCUUGAAAUCCGGUACUUACUAUCAAGGAAAAUUUCAUGCUUCGCGCGAAAACUACCUGGAAGCGCAGGUGUCCGUGGAGGGCCGGGAUCAGUUCGUGCUGAUUCAAGGCCAUGCCCAUCUCAACCGCGCCGUCAAUGACGAUAUCGUAGCCAUUGAGAUUUUCCCAGAGGACAAAUGGUCAGCGCCUUCUAAUCUCGUUAUCGAGGAGGCAGCUGAUACGGAAGUCCCGGAAGGUGAGGAAGAGGAUGAAGUGGAGGAAGACAAAUCUGCAAAGAAACUCCAGGAUGAGAUGGAAAAGAAACUCCGACAAGAAGUAGCGAAAAAGGAUCGACAACCGACGGGCCGCGUUGUGGGCAUCAUUAAGCGUAAUUGGCGGACGUACUGCGGCGUGCUUCGGCCGAAAAUAUCCAAAACGUCAACACGUUACGUGUUCGUCCCAGCCGACCGGCGGAUUCCAUUGGUUCGCGUGGAGACGCAGCAAGGGGAGGCGUUACAGGGCCAGCGAAUAGUGGUAGCCCUAGACCAGUGGCCCCGCAGUUCCAAGAUCCCCAUCGGGCACUAUGUGAAGAAGCUGGGUGGAGUGGGUGAAAAGGCGGCGGAGAACGAGGUGUUGUUGCUGGAGCACGACAUCCAGCAUGACCGCUUCUCCGACGCCGUGCUGGCCUGUUUGCCGGUCAUGCCCUGGGUCUUGACGGACGAGGAAGUUCGCAGACGAGCUGAUCUGCGACAUCUGGACAUUUGCAGUGUGGAUCCGCCCGGAUGUACGGAUAUUGACGAUGCUCUGCAUUACCGUCCGUUACCCAACGGGAAUUUUGAGAUUGGCGUGCACAUUGCCGAUGUGACUCACUUUGUGCGUCCGAGCACCGCCAUGGACCGGGAGGCGGCCAGUCGAGCCACGACCGUGUAUCUUGUCGAUCAGCGCAUUGAUAUGCUCCCAAAUCUGCUCAGCUCCAAUUUGUGCUCGCUGCGCGGCGGAGAGGACCGGCUAGCGUUCUCCUGUAUUUGGGAGAUGACGUCGGAUGCCCGGAUUGUGGCAGUGCAGUUUAUGAAGAGUGCCAUCCGUUCGCGUGCGGCUUUGACAUAUGCCGAGGCACAGAUGCGGAUCGACGAUAAGAACCUCCAGGACCCAGUGACCCUGGGUCUGCGUGGACUGAAUAGAUUGGCUAAAAUUAUGCGAACACGUAGGAAAGAUAACGGGGCGUUGUUUCUGGCGUCACCGGAAGUACGCUUCAACAUUGACAGCGAAACGCACGACCCGAUCGACGUACAGACCAAAGAGCUCAAGGAGACCAAUUUCAUGGUGGAGGAGUUCAUGUUGCUGGCCAACAUCAGUGUGGCCGAGAAGAUCUACAAGGAAUUCCCCGAGUACGCCAUGUUGCGCCGGCAUCCCGCGCCGCCCUUAAGUAACUACGAACCAAUCGUCAAAGCCGCUGAAUCCAAGCAUUUGGCGCUGCAGGCGACCAGCGGAAAGGCGCUGUCGGAUUCGCUGGAACGCGCGUACUUGCCCGGUCAGCCGUACUUUAACACGAUGCUGCGCAUCCUAACCACGCGCUGCAUGAUGCAGGCGGUGUAUUUCUGCAGCGGCAGUCUGGAGUCCUUCCAAGAGUUCCAACAUUACGGCUUGGCCACGCCUAUCUACACGCACUUCACCUCGCCUAUCCGCCGGUACGCCGAUGUCAUUGUACACCGAUUCUUGGCGGCUGCCAUUCAUCAGGACGCCACGUAUCCACAGUUGUUGGAUAAGGGUGUCAUGAAUAAGCUGUGCCAGAAUAUCAACUAUCGCCACCGGAUGGCACAGUACGCCGGACGAGCCUCGGUUGCGCUCCAUACGCAGUUAUUUUUUCGCAAUCGUCUGGUGGACGAGGAGGCCUACGUGCUGUUUAUCCGCAAAAAUGCAGUGCAGGUCCUGGUGCCCAAGUACGGCAUGGAGGGGACCGUUAUGCUAACCGAUAAGAGUGGUAACGUGCAGUUCCGCUACAAUGCCGAGGGACCAUCGGUAACGAUCGGAAAUGUGACAUUGCGGACCUUUGAUCGUGUCAUCGUCCAGAUUUCCGUGGAUCAGUCUAGUCUGCAGCACCACCGGCUGGUUACCAAACUGGUCGAACCAAUGAUUCCUGGAUUUAGCGUGCCUCCGUCCGAUCAGCCGGCCCCAGAAGGCGUUCCGGCCAAUAAAAUCCAAAAAACCCGAGAAGUGUGAAAGUUCUUUGUUUUGUUAUUGUAUAGGAUUACAAUAUAGAAACGGAACUUUUGUUGGAAAUUUGGCAUUACGGAACCUACACUGGGCUUCAACAUUUCAUGGAAUGUGGUUUUAAUAGAUUUUUAAUGUUUUGCUUUCUUCACACGCUGUGUAAACAACACUGAGAAUUGUGGAUUUGAAUGAAUUUUCUCUUUCG